AUGUCAGAUGUACAGGCACCGCUGCCUCAAGGCGCAGGAUAUGGGGUUGUCGUGGGCCUGGGUGUUACUUUUGCAUUGGGCAUGAUAUGGGUGACGAAAGCAAUGAAGAAGUCGUUCAACGAAGAUAAUAACUCGACCGAGACCUUUAUGGUUGCAAACCGCAGUGUUGGUACCGGACUCACGUCUGCCGUCGUCAUCGCUUCGUGGCUCUACAGCACCGCAUUACUCGCAGCCUCCUCACUGACGUAUCGCUACGGUGUCGCUCUCGGCGUCUGGUGGGGUGCUUCUGCAAGCACUAUGAUUUGUCUCAUGGCAUACCUGUGCAUUGAAGCCAAGCGCAAGGCGCCGAAUGCACACACGAUGCUUGAGAUCAUCAAAGGUCGUUACGGCAGCAGUGUGCAUAUCCUUUGGAUAUUUUUAGCUUUGAUGAACAAUGCUUUGACGUUUUCGAGCAUGCUUCUAGGUGCGAGUACGGCGAUCACAAGCUUGACGGGGAUGAAUAUCACCGCUAGCACCUAUCUAUUGCCUCUAGGCGUAGCGGUGUAUACAUAUUUUGGGGGGCUAAGAGCGACGUUCUUGACAGACUAUGUGCACACGUUCAUCAUCAUGAUCGUCCUGGUCUGGUUUACAACGAAGGUUAUCGUCAGCAAAGAGAUUGGAUCGAUCGGUGCACUAUAUGAUGCAGUUGUUCAAGCUGGUAUUGAUCGACCAGUUGCGGGUAAUUACAAAGGGUCAUACCUCACUAUGCGGAGUGAAGAGAGUAUCUACUUUGGCAUUUUGCAUGUUGUUACGAACUUCGGAGUCGUUAUCAUGGACACGGGGUUCUGGCAAAAGGGCUUCUCCGCCGAUGUAGCCGCCGCAGUUCCAGGCUAUAUCCUGGGGGGCAUUGCCUCAUUCUCAGUCCCAUGGGCGUUCGGCACCAUCGUCGGGCUUGCCGCUCUUGCUCUAGAAAAGGCUCCUUCCUGGCCAACAUACCCUAACCCGAUGAGUUCCGAAGAAGUUGGUGCUACCCUUGUCCUCCCGUAUGUCGCUCAAGCGGUCGCUGGGAAAGGCGGAGCUGCUGCCAUUCUCCUCGUUAUCUUUAUGUCGUGUACGUCUAUCGCUUCCGCCCAAAUGAUUGCGACAAGUUCCAUCAUCUCAUUCGACAUCUAUGGCACAUACGUCAACAAGAAGCCCACUGACAAGGAGCUGAUUCGAUGGUCGCAUAUCGGCGUGGUAUUUACCUCGCUCUUUAUCUCAUCGCUUGCGACCGCUUUUCAUCGUGGCGGUGUUGACAUGACUUGGACUUUGUACAUGAUGGGUAAUCUAAUCAAUCCAGGAAUCUUUCCAACAAUGUUCGCACUACUCUGGAAAAGACAAACGAAGACGGCAGCUAUAGUAUCGCCGAUAUUUGGUAUGGCGUGUGGGCUGUCAGUGUGGUUCGGUACCGCAUAUCACUAUUUUGGAGAAAUAACAAUCAAAACCACUGGCGCAACGAUGCCUUGCUUAUUCGGCUGCAUCACUUCUUUCGCCGUGCCACUCCCAACUACGGUCGCAAUCUCGCUACUCUGGCCGGCGGAGUUCGAUUGGAAUGUAUUUGCGACUGAGAUAAAGCGAGUUCGUUCCGAGCAUGGCACUGCACUACACGAUCAAGAGGAGAGGGAAAGUUACUUUACACCCGAGCGAGUGAAAUACAUGAAGCGCAUGAGUCGAUUGGCUGCUGGGUGGGCAACAGCGACUAUUUUGGGACAUGUGCUGCUGUGGCCGGUACCCAUGUUCGGUGCAAAGAUGACGUUUUCGAAGGGCUUCUUCAUCGCUUGGAUCGUCAUCUCCCUAAUAUGGCUCUGGUUGACACUCCUUGUUUCGAACUUCUACCCGCUCAUUGACGGGGGUGCAAACCAGAUAUGGACAGUAGUUCGAGGUAGGAAAGGAACAAAAGGCACGACAGAGUACCAGACGGAUUCGGGCAAUUCUACACCGCCGACGGAGCAAUUCAAUGCCACUCCCAAGGAAUGCUAA
Molecule: messenger RNA, 1998 nt
Organism: Cucurbitaria berberidis CBS 394.84
Lineage: Eukaryota; Fungi; Ascomycota; Dothideomycetes; Pleosporales; Cucurbitariaceae
Product: SSS family solute:Na+ symporter
Exons: 7
Coding region: 1-1998 (665 amino acids)
Biological process (GO): urea transmembrane transport
Cellular component (GO): plasma membrane
Molecular function (GO): urea transmembrane transporter activity
Source: RefSeq, a predicted model, not a curated record